Dunckerocampus dactyliophorus (ringed pipefish) is the source of this 7358-nucleotide messenger RNA. RefSeq lists its product as uncharacterized. Gene Ontology annotation, molecular function: DNA-directed DNA polymerase activity; DNA binding; nucleotide binding. The coding region runs from base 2774 to 4579 and encodes 601 amino acids. Lineage: Eukaryota; Metazoa; Chordata; Actinopteri; Syngnathiformes; Syngnathidae. The transcript has 5 exons. The record is from RefSeq and is a predicted model, not a curated record. Gene Ontology annotation, biological process: DNA replication.
GGUCUUAGAGGGCUGCGGAAGGGGAGGGGGUGUGGGCGAGAUUCUUGGGGGCUGAUGUGUGUGUGUGUGUGACUCUUGAGUGUGUGGGUGUGUGCUGUAUAUAUUAUUAAUAAGGUGGGCCUCGACUUCCCACGGGAGAAGACAAUGUGCUUGUGGUUUUAAAAAACAUAUCUGAUGGGGGUGUUUUUUAGGUAACUAUAAUCAAUAGCGGGGGCCUCUUGGCUCCCGUGUCAAUAGCAGGGGCCCUGUGGUUCACAUGAGAUCAUUUUAAUACCAUUUUUAUAGUAGAUGGGGGGUUUCUUUGGACUGAUCCGUGGGGGUCUUUUUUAGCUAACUAAUCAAUACUAGGGGCCUCAUGGUUUGUAUAAAAAAAAAGACAAUGUGAUUGAGGCUUUAAAAAACAUAUCUGGCACUUAAACAUUCCUCCCCUAUUGUAUAAAAUGGAAUAAAAGGCAAGUGUCGACGGUAGGUUUCCAGAUCACUCGCAAAAAUCAGCGAACAACGUCAAGACAGAGAGUUUGAACACAGAGCCUGGAGACGACUACAAGACAUCGGACAUUGACAUGGGCUGUUGCAUGUACGAGAGCUGCAUCUUCACCAAUUGAAGUGAUCGAUCUGACUUCACCGCCACCAGUGGCCCUAGUGUUACCGGUCCAAAACCCAAUGCAGGGAUUUAAUGUGGACUUUAUAACGCCUCAAAACCAGGCACAAGGAUUUGUAGAGGGCGAUCGCUCUACGAUAGACGGGGCAGUUUGGGGACAGACUUCGGGAUUCGUGGAAAACACUUUAACACCGCCGGUCCAAAACCCAGUGCAUUUUAUUGUGGGGUUUACAAGUCCAAACUCAAGUCACGGGAUUGCGCCACUGACGCCCUCAACGCUGGAUGUGACAGAGGGAGAAAACGACACAGAAUUCGAGGAAAACACAGCAGAGUCCGAUGUGGGACAAGAAACGGGACAGGAGGAGACAUCUGACGCUGGAGUCUACAACCAGGAAAGAUUUCAUUAUUUUCCAGAUAGUGAAAGUGAAUAUGUUGACAUGCAAGCUCUCAAUCAGAGGGAUAUAGUCUCAGACAGUGAUGGAAUUGAAACAGUGGAUUUCAACACCUCUGUGCUAAUUGUCAAACAAGUGUUCAGAAGAUACAUGUAUGAUAUAGCAUGUUUAAAUCGCCGCAUGAUUGAGAAUAUAUAUAAUCAACUUAGACAGAACGUUAGACGCAGGCAUUCCGUCAAUUCAUAUUCAGCUAACGCUAGACGUGCCACUCGUGAACAAAGAACACUGCCACAAAGAGUCCAUCGCAGGUUGCAAUUUGAAGACUAAUUUUUGAUCGGGUGAUAAAGACAAAUGGCUGAACCAGAUCACAACAAUUCCCCUGAAAUUAGAGAGCAUCUCCUCCACUUGAUCUCUGAGAUAAACCGAGAAAGAUCUGAAGGCGGGGCUAAUCAGGGUUCUCCCCGAAACAUUCCAAUUCUGCCUCAGCAUGAUUCACCUGAAAGAGGGGGAGAAGUUUUUCUUCCAUCCCCUGAUGAGCUAAUUUCCUUACUCCAAAUGUACAGAUACCCCUCCCCCGUUCCUUCGCCCGUAUCGCAAAGCAAUGUUGAAUCAGGACCUUGGUCUCCAUCAGACAGUCAGUGUUGUGAUGCACUCAACAUUCUGGAAAGAGGUCAUCAGGUGGGGGGUGGGGGCGAGGGUGAACAGACAGAGAGCGUCAUCAAUCAGAGUAAUGAGGGUCAAUCUACAUCUACGGGGAUAAACAACACAAAUAGUGCGGCUGUUAAUGUUCCAGCACCUUGCACUAGUGAUGACAUGCAUGUCACAAACCGUGAAAGAUUUAAUAAUGUUGAGAUUCGCUCUUUCCUUCGCUUUCCACCACCAUCUGCAAUUCCCAAUUUUCGUGAAUUUUAUUUGAAUGUCACAAAUGGUUUUCGCGAUAGGAUUUCAAGCAUGAUUCACAGAGCUGAUGUCCAACCAAAUGACGUUAUCCAAGUUAAUCUGCGUGCUGAUCGUUUGCAAGACGAUGUCUCAAUGAGCGUGCGUUAUGGAGAGGGGACAGUGUCACAAUUACAGGAACUUUUAGACAGAUUAGUCCAGAGUAAUAUGUCUGUUUUCACCGAUGGAUCGCUUGAGCUAAUUGUCAAUUUUGUGAAGGCUCCGCGGGGAGGGGGUAAGAGAUGAAUUGAAUCAUGUCUUGCGAGCGAAAUUGUGAAGAAAAAAGCACGACAUUUAUUUGUACUCCCCAAUCCUGAUCAAACAUGUUUUGCUGUAAAGUUAGCAUUACUGACAAAUCCCAAGUUGACGAUUAUGGAAGCCAUAAAGGCAGGCUGUGACAUCCACACCAGAGCAGGUCUGACUGCUGAUACAAUGGUCACAUUCAAUGAUGUUGUCAAAUUUGAGGAGCUGUUAGCGUGUAAAAUUGUUAUCUUUUACCAAACGUCUGACAGAGAAAAAAACAAAAAACAACAACCUGGUUACAUUUCAAACAGGAACACCCGAACGAGACACAAUACGGUAUCUGCUUUUACACAAUAAUCAUUUUUACGGGAUAAAUAAUAUUAAGGGAUUUCUAGGUGUGAAGUUUUUCUGUAAACAUUGUCACACAGGGUAUCAGUGUCAAUAUAAACAUUUCUGUGAAAAAAGCUGCAACAUCUGUUGCACAGAUUGUAAACAGGGUCCAAUUCAAAAAACCUACUGUGCUGAUUGCAAUCGAUUCUGUACAAAUAGACAAUGCUACGAACGACAUCGCGAGAAAAAAUGGCAUCCGAAAAUCAAAAAGAUGGCCAGCAAGUGUCAGACCAAUAAAACAUGUCCUAGAUGUAAAUCAUUGUACUACAUAUCUAUCAGAGAUCCUAAAGAGCAUACUUGUGCUAUCAAGAUGUGCACAAUUUGUAAACAACCUAAAACAACAUUGUCGUCUCGUAACAAUGAGUUAGAGCAGACAUCAGCUAAUAACUCUAUGAUUGAAAGCGGCGAAGAUAAACAUGUCUGUUACAUGCGUACAAAACGAAUCAAAUCUGAAAAAGAAAUACAUGAAAAAAAGAUUGUAUUUUUUGAUUUUGAGACUUCUCAAACCACUGGAACCCAUCUUCCGGUGCUUGUAGUGGCUCAGUCACUUAAUGGUGAGCGCCGUGUCUGGAAGGGGCAUUCAUGCGCUUUAAAAUUUCUUCUCCAUUUCCGACAGAAAAAACAUAAACAGACAACUUUCAUUUCCCAUUUUGGCAAAGGUUUUGAUCAUCAUAUCAUCUUGAAUGCUUAUGUAACUCAAGGUUUGUCACCGUCUGUGAUAGCACAAGGGAGUAAAAUAAUCCUGAUCCAUGAUAAUGACUUUCAACUUAAAUUUAUUGACUCGUUCUCAUUUAUUCCUAUCCCACUCAGAGACUUUUCCAAGGCGUUGGGAUGUAAGACACAGCUUAAAAAAGGUUACUUCCCACACAGAUUUACCGAUCUUUCAAAAAAUGGCUAUAGAGGAAGCUAUCCACCGGCCGAGAUGUACUCACCCGACGAAAUGAGUCCAAAACAAAGAGAGGAUUUCCUUGACUGGUAUCAGACUGUCAAAGAUCAAGAGUUUGACUAUGAUGCAGAGUUAGUAUCUUACUGUGAAAAUGAUGUUGAAAUCUUAGCCGAGGGUGCAAGCAAUUUCCGUAAUGAAUUCAUAAAAACAACCGACUGUGAUCCUUUUGACAGUGUGACCAUUGCUUCAGCAGCUUUGAAUGUCUUUCAAACUAAAUUUUUAAAACCCAAUACAAUCGCGAUUCCCUGUCCUAACAAUUACAAAACAAACAGCAAGGCUUUCUCACAUGCGUCUAUACAGUGGCUUGAGUAUGAGGCCUUCUCACGGGGGAUUUCAAUAAGACAUGCUUUGAACGGCGGUGAAGUUAAAUUUGGGCGUUAUUCAGUUGAUGGAUAUGGAGAGUUAAAUGGAGGGAAAGUUGUCUUUGAAUUUCUAGGCUGUUAUUUUCAGUGCUUUAUGGGAAGUGAUGUUUCUCCACUGUCAAAGACUUGUUUUAGCAAGGUGUACUCUGACACUAUGAAAAGGCUGAAUCGAUUACAGAAAGACUACAAGGUGCAAACUGUGGUGAUCAAGUGGGAACACGAAUGGUGUGUACAGAAAAAAACAGACCCGAAUGUUAAAUCUUUCUUAGAGAGGUUUCAAGAACCAAUUCCGUUAGAUCCCAGAGCAGCCUUAUAUGGAGGCCGUACGGCUGCUAUCUGUCUCCGCCAUGUUGUCAGCCCAGGUGAGCGUGUAAAUUACGUUGAUUUCACAUCGUUGUAUCCGUUUGUAAAUGCACAUUUUCACUACCCAUUAGGGCAUCCGAAAAUAAUUCGAAAGGAUUUUGACAGCAUUGAAAAUUACUUUGGAUUAAUACAUGCUAAAGUUUACCCUCCACGUCAACUGUAUUUCCCUGUACUGCCUAUAAGAAACAACAAAGGGAAAUUAAUUUUCACACUAUGUCGAUUAUGUGCACUCAUGAACAAUCAAACUACUGACUGUAGACACAAUGAUGAAGAACGGGCCCCUCCAAGGGGUGUGGGUAACGAUAGAAGUAAUCGAGGCACUGCGAAAGGGGUAUUUUCUGGCUGAAAUUUACGAAAUAUGGAACUUCGAAGAGAAAUCAGAUGUGCUGUUUAAAGACUAUAUCUACACUUUCCUUAAACAGAAGCAAGAGGCGUCGGGCUACCCUAGCGGAGUUGAAACUCUUCAGACUAAACAGGGUUACAUCCGUGACUAUAAAGAGAAGCAAGGUAUCGAUCUUGAUCCGGAGAAUAUUGUCUACAACCCCGCAAAAAGACAGAUUGCCAAACUACUGCUAAAUUCUCUCUGGGGAAAACUAGCACAAAGAUCAAACCAGCUCUAAACCAGUCUGGUGAGCACACCGCAACGCUUUUUUGAAUUUCUCUUUUCUAGCAAGUACGACAUUUCACAGUUUCACUUCAUAAAUGACGAUAUUGCACUUGUUCAAUGGCGCCAUAAUUCUAGGUGCGUCUUACCCCCAGGCGACGCAAAUAUUUUUCUAGCGGCGUUCACAACUUCUUAUGCACGACUUGAACUUUACAAGCAAUUAGAUUUGCUCCAAGAUCGUGUUCUGUACUGUGACACUGAUUCUAUCGUUUACACAAGCACCCCCUCUGAUCAAUAUAACCCUCCACUCGGUAAUUAUCUCGGAGAUUUGACAUCGGAAUUAGAUCAUGGAGACUACAUAUGCAACUGGAGCGCUGCGGGUCCCAAAUCGUAUGCCUAUCUCACACAACAGGGUAAGGUGACUUUACGUGCUAAAGGGAUUACACAAAAUUAUGAAAACUGUAAAAAAUGAACUUUGACAGCCUCACAGAUCUGGUAGAGGGAUAUCUCAGAGAGCCGGACAAUCGGCGUGAAAUCUCUACACAUUACAAUAAAAUUACUCGCAAUAUGAAAGCCUUUGAACUCACUAAUAAACAACGCAUAAUCAACUUCGCAGUUGUCUAUGAUAAAAGACGACUCCUUGCAGAUGGAAAAACAUUACCAUUUGGUUAUUAGUUCCAGGAUGAAACGGCAGCAAUUUCUGAAAAGGACUGUGUAGAUUUAUGACGGUAUGACCUGAUGACUUUUCUACCCAGACCUUUUUAGAAUUAUAUCAUUGUUUUGUAAUUCUAUUCUGUUUUUUAUAUUUUUUAUCAUGUACAUAGCAAACAUAGCAGAACUAUUAGUUUAAACACUAAUUAUAUGGUCCUUUUCAAAUCGCCUCGUGAUAAACUGCAGAUUAGAAUUCUGGCUCAGCAAAUGUUCCCCGGACGAAGAGAAUAAUUUCUUCAGAGUUUUAAUGAUGCGACUAAAGACCCCUACUCAUAUUUAAUCGUGGACUUAAGACCCUGUCUCUCUUUUGGUUUUAGACUGAGCAGGGCUUUUAAAAUGGGGAGGUUUCUUUUAAUCCGCUUUGACAUGGUUUAAAUCACUUUUUAUACUGAUACACUACAGGCCACUCGUGUGGAAGUAUGCCGCUUCUCAGUCGGAAAUAUUCUGGACAGUCGGGUCUUAAGUCCACGAUUAAAUAUGAGUAGGGGUCUUCUGCUAUGUUUUCCUUGAUGAAACAAGUUUUGAACUAGAAAGAUUACAGAUAAUUUUCGAUGAUGUCUAUACAUUGUAAAUGCCUUCAUUAAUUCAUCAUGAUUCGCCCCAACGUCCAUGCAAUCAUCGACAACUAAAAGACUGUGCUGAUUUGAUGGAAAAAUAUUUUCAUCCGUCAAAGAGUCAGGGAUUCCUUCAAUAAAUUUAAUCUUUACAUCUCUAGCCAAUUCAUCAAACAUGGGUUGGUAGGAUGAAUAGCUCCAGAUGAUUCGAUCGGGAACUCUGGAAAAAGUGUACGUGGCGGCUUUGUACUAAAAUAUUCACAUUCAGCAAGUGACAACUCUGAAAUGAAAAGGAAUGUUGACUUUGGAGCAACCUCAGAGUUUUCCUCAGCUCUCUUCUUUUGGUCUGCAAAGGCGUAUCACUGAUGGUGAAAAUGUGUUUGUGUUGUGUGGAUGUGUCUGGGAUAAGACGUGAAAUAACAGGUGACUUUUCUUUGCCAUGAAGAGCAUCUUGAUGCUUUAUCCUGGCCUACACGUGUGGACGUACUCUACCUUCAUCCACUACCCAAUAUCAAAAUGACUUCAAUCCAAACCUUUGUGCGCUUUAUUCUGAAAAGCCACCUGUCACAUUUACUGUUCGUGUGUCAGGAUCUGGUUAUUAGAAGCAUAUGUGUAAUAUGAAUGUUUUACCACAAUAAUACAUUCAUUGGUAUCAGAAAUACAUACGUUGCUUUGGUGCUGACCUCCUGUAUGUUUCUCAUGUAUAAUCAGCACAUUCAAAGAUACAUACUGUAUAUAAUGACAUGUCCGUGUAUGAGACAAAAAGUCAAAUUUAUGAAAAAAAAUCAUAAUUAUGAAUUAAAAACUCAAUAUUAUGACAAGAAAUCGAAAUUCUGAUAUAAAAAGUCAAAUUAUGUGUCAUGUUCUGUGUUCUGCUCUGCUGCCCUCUGCUGGUUAUGUGUUGCAGCACAUCCCUGAACAUGACCCAGACCUAAUUACACACACCUGCAGCUCAUUACCACCGGCCUACUUAAGCUCCAGCCAAACUCCAGACCAGUGCCAGAUUGUACUCCUUGACUCCUAGACAACCUGCUCCCUGUACCGCUUUGUCCGGCUCCCUGCUCCUUACCCUGCUCUCUGGCUCCCUGCUUACCUGUACCUACCUGCUAGUCUUUUGUGAUCUUCUCCUGUAAGGUUUGCCUGCAGUGUAUUUUUGUUAUUCCUAGUUUUUGUCCUAACAGCCUUUUGCUGUUAGUGUUUUUUGUUAUUGACUCUUCCCUUGCUGGAUUUUCCUUAUUUGUACUUUGUAUUUUCGU